AUGUAUGCUGUGACUGGUAGUGAUGAGGAUGACUGUUACUGGUGUUUCCCGCCUGACCCGGGCAUUGGUACUGCCGCGUCAGGUACUAGUGAGGCUGCUGCUCUAGGUGCCAGUGCGUCUGUGCUCUCAGGUGCUGGUGAGUCUGCCCUCUCAGGUACUGUGUCGGCUUCGGCCUCUCACACCUUCACCCUUGACUCUGGAGCGUCUCGAUCCUUCUUUAGGGACCGCACCACUCUCACGCCGCUGAGUCGGCCGGUUGCGGUGUCCCUGGCUGACCCCUCUGGGGGGCCUGUCCUGUCUCGCUUCUCCACUGUCCUCCCGUGUCCGGCGGCCCCCUCUGGCACCCUGACUGGUCUCUACCUCCCCUCGUUCUCGACGAACUUGGUGAGUGGUGCUGACCUCCAGGAUGUGGGUGUCCACCAGUUCACCCCUGCUCGUCAGCGGGUGACCCACUGCACGGAGGCGGAUACAGGUCGCCACCUGGCUACGUUUACACGUCGGCCAGGGUCGAGCCUGUACACACUGACCACUGCUUCUCCUCCAGGUGCUGAGUCUGGUAGGGUCCCUUCGUCUGGUCAGGUGUUUGCUGCAGCGUCCAGGUCUGGUCCUGAGUCUGCCCCCUGCUCGUGUCGUCGUCUGUCUCACGAGACCCUCCUCUGGCACCACCGCCUUGGCCACCCCUCUCUGCUUCGGCUCAGAGGCAUGGCCUCGCGAGUCCUUGUGUCUGGUCUUCCCCAGUCUCUCCCUCCCCUUCCUCCGGGCCCUGGCCCCACCUGUGUCCCCUGGGGUCAGGAGCGCUACUUCCUGCUGGUGGUUGACGACUACUCGCGUUACACCACAGUCUUCCCCUUGCGCAGCAAGGGUGAGGUCACUGAGGUGUUGAUCGACUGGAUCCGCGCAGCUCGUCUCCAGCUUCGGAGGAGCUUUGGCUCUGACUUCCCUGUUUUACGUCUGCACUCGGACAGAGGCGGAGAGUUCUCCUCUGGCCUCCUGAGUGCCUACUGUCGUGCGCGAGGCAUCCGUCAGACCUUCACGCUUCCGGACUCACCACAGCAGAAUGGGAUUGCAGAGCGCCGCAUUGGCAUGGUCAUGGACGUCGCUCGUACGUCCAUGAUGCAUGCGGCUGCUCCCCAUUUUCUGUGGCCGUUUGCGGUCAGUUACGCUGCGCACCAGAUCAACCUCCACCUCAGGGUCUCUCGACCGGAGACCUCCCCAGCCCUGCUGUGGACGGGGAAGGUUGGCGAUGCGUCGGCGUUCCGGGUCUGGGGAUCUCGGGCGUUUGUUCGCGACCUGUCUGCGGACAAGCUGUCCCCUCGUGCUUCUCCCUGCGUCUUCCUGGGGUUCCCCCCCGACGCCCCUGGGUGGCAGUUUUACCACCCCACCUCUCGACGUGUUCUGUCCUCCCAGGACGUCACGUUCGACGAGUCGGUACCCUACUACCGCCUCUUCCCCUUCCGCACUCCGUCCCUCCCCCCACCCCCGCUCUUCUUGACGCGGUCGAGCCUGUCGAGGUCACUGGUGACUCUGGUGCUGCUGCGGGAGCUGAGCCUGGGGGUGCGGAGCCUGGGGGUGCUGAGCCUGGAGGUGCCGAGUCUGGGGGUGCUGAGCCUGGGGGUGCUGAGCCUGGGGGUGCUGUGCCUGGGGGUGCUGAGCCUGGAGGUGCCGAGUCUAGGGGGUGCUGUGCCUGGGGGUGCUGAGCCUGGAGGUGCUGCGCCUGGGGGUGCUGUGCCUGAGGUUGCUGAGCGUGGGGGUGCUGUGCCUGGGGGUGCUGUGUCUAGGGGUUCUGCGCCUGGAGGUGCUGUGCCUGGGGGUGCUUCGUCUCGCCGGGAGCCACUCUCCCCACAGAAGCUGCGUGGGUGGUUUGCCAGGCGCUGGAGGCGUGCUGCUGGUGCGGGUGGUUCUUCGACUGCAGAGGGUACUGCUGCCGCGCGUCCCGCCGGUGCUAGUACUGUGGGUGCUGGAGCUGCUGGGUCUGAGAGUUCUCCUGGAGCUGGUCCUACUGAGGGUGUUGGCGCUGAGCCUGCCGUUGGCGGUCCAACUGACACUGCUCCUGGUGCUGCGGCUGGGGGUUCUGGAGCUUCUGGUGGUGCUGCUGGAGGUGCUGCUGGAGUGGGUGCUCCUGCCGGGGCUACUGGUGCUGUUCCUGCUGUUUCUAGCGUCGCCGCGCGGCCCCGACCGUACUUCGUUCCGCUCCUGCAGCAGGUUCUUGGUCUUACACCUCCUCCUCCUCCCUUAGAGGGUCCGCAGCCUGUCCAGUCACAGCCACAGCUACAGCCUGCCUCCCCUUUGCCUGCUCCUUCUCCCUACGCUGGUCCGACUGGAGGUCUUACUGAGCGUCGUGAGCCUGCGUCUCGUCCUGUGUCGCCUGUUCGUACUGAGCGCGCUAGUGGUCGCGGGUCGCGUCAGCGUCCUCCUCCUGUCCCUGGCACGCACCGGAUGUCACUGCGUCGGUCCACUGCUCCUCUGCGUGCCCCUUUGCCUUCUCCUCCUGCUUCCUCUCUUCCUGCUCUUGCCGACCCGGAGUCGGACUCUCUUCGUGCUGCCAGUCCUACUGUCACGCGUCUCCUGGCUACUGCUGUCACUGACCCCUCCUUCGAGUCGUCUGCUGCGUCUGCCCUUGUCACUGAGCUUGUCGACUUUGCUGCGCGCUGUCGUCUAGACUACGCUGCUCGUCUUGUCACUGAGUCUGAGUCCGCCUGUCCUCCGUCCGUCGGGGGUGAGUGUGCCCUUGGCACGGACGUCCUUGAGGACAGGCAGGAGGAGUUCCAGUGUCUGGCCGCCGCUUCACCUCGUCUCGCGUCUGUACUGCUAGCCCCUGAGGGAGACCCCGAUGCACCAGACAUCCCGACUCCGCGCUCUUACGCGGAGGCGAUAGAGGGUCCCUACUCCUCUCAGUGGCAGGCAGCUAUGGAUGCAGAGAUGGCUUCCUGGAAGUCCACAGGCACCUACGUUGACGCUGUUCCCCCUCCUGGGGCGAACAUCGUCAGUGGCAUGUGGAUUUUCAGGGUGAAGCGGCCGCCGGGUUCUCCGCCUGUCUUCAAGGCGCGUUACGUGGCUCGUGGCUUCAGUCAGCGGCAGGGGGUUGACUACUUUCAGACCUUCUCCCCCACCCCGAAGAUGACCACUCUUCGGGUUCUGCUGCACGUUGCUGCUCACCGUGACUACGAGCUGCACUCUCUCGACUUCAGCACAGCUUUCUUGCAGGGCAGCCUGCACGAGGAGAUCUGGCUGCGUCGCCCACCUGGCUUCACUGGGUCUUUCCCUCCUGGUACCCAGUGGAGUCUCCGGCGUCCAGUCUACGGUCUCUGCCAGGCGCCACGUGAGUGGCACGACACACUGAGGACUACGCUCGCGGCACUUGGGUUUGCUCCUUCCACUGCCGACCCGUCGCUGUUUCUGCGCACCGACACCUCUCUGCCGCCGUUCUACAUCCUCGUGUACGUCGACGACUUGGUCUUUGCCACAGCUGACACUGCUGGACUCGCCUACGUGAAGUCCGAGCUGCAGAAGAGACACAGGUGCACUGACCUGGGUGAACUGCGCAGCUACCUUGGCUUGCAGAUCACCCGGGACAGAGCACGCCGCACCAUUACCCUGACUCAGUUACACAUGGUGCAGCAGGUCCUUCAGCGCUUCGGCUUCACGUACUCCUCGCCUCAGGCCACUCCUCUGCCUACUCGCCACUCGCUCUCAGCUCUGCCUUCGGAUGAGUCCGUAGAGUCGAGUGGCCCGUUUGCAGAGCUUGUUGGCUGCCUCAUGUACCUGAUGACCUGCACACGACCUGACCUCGCAUACCCUCUUAGCAUUCUCGCACGCUAUGUUGCUCCUGGGAGACACCGACCAGAGCACAUGGCUGCAGCGAAGAGGGUGUUGCGCUACUUGUGCAGUACGUCGGGCAUGGGGCUAGUGCUUGGAGGGCGCAGUCCAGUGGUCCUCACUGGGCACGCAGACGCUUCUUGGGCUGACGACCAGGCUACGCAGCGGUCGUCACAGGGUUACACCUUCAGCCUUGGUUCCGGCUCUGUCUCGUGGCGGGCCACCCGCUCGUCUUCUGUUCUCGGCUCCAGUUGUGAGGCUGAGAUCUACGCUGGGGCUAUGGCUGCACAGGAGUUACGCUGGCUCACCUACCUGCUGACCGACCUUGGAGAGCAGCCUCGUUCUCCUCCAGUCCUGUAUGUAGACAACAAGGCCAUGCUGGCCUUGUGUCGAGAGCAGCGACUGGAGCACAGAACGAAGCACAUUGCUCUUCGCUACUUUCUUGCUCGUGAGCUACAGCAGCGUGGACAGCUGCGACUUGCGUACGUGGCCUCUGAGGCCAACACUGCUGAUGUCUUCACCAAGGCACUUGCGCCUUGUGAUCAUCAGCGUUGCUGCACGCAGUUGGGUCUUGUGCCUGUCUUGCCUCACUUGCUCUCCUCUUGA
Molecule: messenger RNA, 4422 nt
Organism: Closterium sp. NIES-65
Lineage: Eukaryota; Viridiplantae; Streptophyta; Zygnematophyceae; Desmidiales; Closteriaceae
Source: the annotation of a GenBank genome assembly